Sphenostylis stenocarpa is the source of this 179-nucleotide messenger RNA. NCBI's taxonomy places the organism in Eukaryota, Viridiplantae, Streptophyta, Magnoliopsida, Fabales, Fabaceae. The record is from the annotation of a GenBank genome assembly.
AUCUUUUGCUAUUGAAAAAAUAUCGCUACUUCAAGAGAUACUCCCUCGAUAUUCAGAGGCUAAUUGGGAUUGAAGGAUUUCAAUCACUAGGUAAGGAGUCCCGACGUGUUUGGGCUAUUGGGGGAAAAACUACUCUUGUCAAAUUAGUGGAAGAAAUUUUCAAAAAAGUGCACUCUUGA